AGGCUAGGCGCCAAUGCAAGCAGUUCGCAUGCAGCCCCUGGAGCGGUGCCCUCCUGAUAAACCGGCCAGGGGGCCUACGUUCUUUACUUUUUUACAAGAGAAGUCACUCAACAUCUUAAAAUGGCCGCCGUCAUUGCCAAGUCCUCCGUCUCCGCGGCCGUGGCCCGCCCGGCCCGCUCCAGCGUGCGCCCCAUGGCCGCGCUGAAGCCCGCCGCCGCCAACGGAAACGGAAACGGAAAUACCAACGGAAACGGAAACGGCGCCAAGCAGCAGUUGUUCGGCGGUCUGCUGGGCCGCAAGCAGCAGCCGGUGGAGGAGGUGCAGGAGGAGCCCGAGGAGGAGGUGGAGCCGGAGCAGGAGACCGCUUCCAAGAAGGAGCGCGCGUUUAACCUGCUGGGAGCGUUCCGGCGGUGAAUGCGUCAGGAUGCGUCAGCGUGAUUGGGUCCUUGAUGCAAACUGAGAGAAGAAAAGGCAUAAUCCCUGGGCUGGCACGCUGGGCUGGGCACCCAUGCUUGGACGGACUGUGCCUUCUUGUAAUGUCGCAUUCAUAAUCCCAAGGCGACUUCCUUUUUGGCGGCUUGCGGAUAACGGUUCGGCACGGUCAUGUAUGGUGCGUGAUCAUGAAGCGCAAAGGACGCUAGAAUACAUUCGAAUGUGGCCCCUCCCGUGGCACAGGCAGAAGCCGUCAGCAGAAAUGUGGAGUCCAUGCAAAGUGUCACAUGGUCUUGUCGGCUGCCGGGUCAAGGAGCUUAUCCAGAGCGUGCCCUCAUACCGUACUGUACAAGUACGGUGUAACGCAUGGGUGGAACGUCAACAUGGCAUGGUCGGGGUGUGCGAUGGGACAGUGUUAAGGCAGGUUGGUGAAGUCCCGUAGGAUGCAGCUGAUUCCCAGCAGAUGGCAAACAAUUUGCAACGGCAGGGCAGGAGUGCGCGGCUGGUCGAACGCCAGAGUUACUUUUGCUGACGGAUGCUCUUACAGUACCGACAAGUUGCUGGCUGGCUGGAAGUUUGCUGACGCGCAUUCCUCACGCUCCGGCGCCAGGCGAUAGCACCACACAGACACACCGCAACGCCACACUCGCGAUGCAGAGCCGCAGCGCAUCUGCAGGAAGCGGCUCUCCACGGCGUUCUGCAUGACGGGAGCUCUCGUGCCUCUGUCACGACCCCCCCUGAUGCAUUACGCAAACCGCACCCGUUCCACCGUCCUACGCCGAUCCCGUCAAGUCCCGUCCUAGCGCCAUUGGUGGAUUGGUGGACCGAACUUCGGAGUCCCCUGCACGAUGGUAGUACCGCACUGUCUCAGUGUGUACAAAUGAUGAUGAACCCAGUGCCCCAGGGGAGUGGUGAACUACGCAGCCCACGUCAAGCAAGCCGCGACCGUCGGCACAACCCGGAUCGCCGCAUGCGCCGGCGCACGGGUCUAUACAUUCGACGCGAGCCAGGUAAAACUCUUCCACAUACCUCUUAGAGGCGACACGGCGCCAGAAACGACGAAAAACUGGACAAACGGCAGGAACAUUGUCUGUUUCCUAGCAACACCGCGAGAGCGGCCCAGAUGCCCCGCCUGCCGUCCUAUGAUACUUCGUGACAGAUGAAGGUAAUUGGCAUGCUUUGCGCGCCAGCCGGGGCCGCCGCGACGGGGGCGUAUAUUAGUUGUGUCACGCCACGGUUUGAACUCGCCCGCGUGGCCGAGCUCGUUAGUUUUGAUAAAACCCAGCCUUAAUAGCGUCGCGAACGUCCUGAGAAUGCAAAGUGACUAUCGUGCGCGUGCACCCGUGCCGCAUCCUCACUCUGCGUGCAAGCCCGGCUUCCCGGGCGCGCCAGAAGGAGCGCAGCCAAACCAGGAUGAUGUUUGAUGGGGUAUUUGAGCACUUGCAACCCUUAUCCGGAAGCCCCCUGGCCCACAAAGGCUAGGCGCCAAUGCAAGCAGUUCGCAUGCAGCCCCUGGAGCGGUGCCC
Molecule: messenger RNA, 1958 nt
Organism: Chlamydomonas reinhardtii
Lineage: Eukaryota; Viridiplantae; Chlorophyta; Chlorophyceae; Chlamydomonadales; Chlamydomonadaceae
Exons: 3
Coding region: 121-414 (97 amino acids)
Source: RefSeq, a predicted model, not a curated record